AUGAGGCUGGUGUUGGCCAUCCUGUUACUCCUCACGCCGAUAAGACUCCAGCAUGCACAGGAGGACUGUGAUGCUGGGUCCUGCCACCCGGCUGUUGGGGACCUUCUGCUGGGUCGCAGCAAGCAAUUAACAGCCUCAUCAACCUGUGGAAUGAAUGGCCCUCAGAAGUACUGCAUCAUAGGCUACCUAGAGGCUGAACAGAAGUGCUUUCUCUGUGAUUCCCGAUACCCGUAUAACCCCUAUAUGCAGCACAACAGUCACAUGGUUGAAAAUGUUAUCACAACUUUUGAGCCUGAUAGGAAAAAAAAGUGGUGGCAGUCAGAAAAUGGCGUUGACCAUGUCAGCAUUAGAUUGGACCUAGAAACUUUAUUCCAGUUCAGCCAUCUUAUCCUGACUUUUAAGACAUUUCGGCCUGCAGCAAUGCUGGUUGAGCGCUCCACUGACUUUGGUCAGACCUGGAAAACAUUUAGAUAUUUUGCACAAGACUGUGCAGCUUCUUUUCCCAACAUCUCUUCUGGUCCAGCAAGAAGUGUGGGAGACGUCAUUUGUGAUUCAAGAUACUCAGACAUUGAGCCCUCCACUGAAGGCGAGGUUGUUUUAAAAGCUUUGGAUCCCAGUUUUGAAAUAGAAGAUCCAUAUGUGCCAUAUAUCCAAGAGCUCAUUACGUUGACAAACCUAAGGAUCAAUUUUACUAAACUCCACACCCUUGGGGAUGCUCUGCUUGGAAGAAGGCACAGUGAUCCCCUCGAGAAAUACUACUACGCUCUCUAUGAGAUGGUUGUGCGGGGCAGCUGCUUUUGCAAUGGCCAUGCCAGCCAGUGUGUUCCCGUGCAGAAUCUGCGGGGAGAUGUUUUCCAUCAGUCUGGGAUGGUCCAUGGGAGGUGUAUCUGCCACCAUAACACCGAAGGCUUGUCCUGUGAAAGAUGUAAAAAUUUCUACAGUGAUGCUCCCUGGAGGCCAGCUGAAGGGACACAAGAUAAUGCUUGCAAAAGGUGUAACUGCAACGGCCACUCUGGCAGAUGCCACUUUGACAUGGCUGUGUACCAGGCCAGUGGAGGGGUCAGCGGUGGUGUUUGUGAGGACUGUCAGGACAACACCACAGGGCAAUACUGUGACCAGUGUAAACGCUUCUUUUACCGGGAUCCACUCAAAGCCAUCUCGGACCCUCACGCAUGCCUCCCCUGCAACUGUGACCCAGAAGGUACAUUGCACAAUGGCCUGUGCGAGAGCCGCACAGAUCCUGCUCUGGGAAUGGUCGCCGGCCGGUGCCUUUGCAAGGAGAACGUGGAGGGUGUCCGCUGUGACAAGUGCAGGGCGAACUACUAUGGGCUGAGCGGCAGUGACCCUCUGGGCUGCCAGCCCUGCAGCUGUGAUCCCGCCGGCAGUCUGCCUUUCUCCAUCUGUGAUCCCACCACUGGAGAGUGCCUCUGCCAGCGAUUUGCCACAGGGCGACGCUGUGAAAAAUGCCUCGAAGGAUACUGGGGUCUUGGCAACAGCUUGUAUGGCUGUUCUCCAUGUGACUGUGACAUUGGUGGGUCCCAGAAUAACUUGUGCUCACCAAAGGACGGUCAGUGCAAGUGUCUGCCCAACGUCAUGAGCCGCCAGUGCAAUGAGCCAGCCCCAGGCUACUUCUUUUUGCCUCUGGAUUAUUAUAUUUAUGAAGCUGAGCAUGCCAAGCCCCUUUCUGGCUCUGCACCCUUGGGUGAAGUGCAGUUUGGACAGGACUCGGCUGUGUCGGUGGUUUUCAGGCAGCCCAGCGCCGGCCGGUCUGUCACAUGGACGGGACCUGGCUUCGCCCGUAUUCCCAGUGGAGCUGGGCUGAGAUUUGCCAUCAACAACAUUCCCUUUGCUAUGGACUUUGAUAUCGUGAUCCGUUAUGAGCCUGAGUCCUUGGAAGACUGGCUAGCAAGUGUUGCCGUCCAGCCCGCUGGGAUUUUGUCAAGUCAACACUGCAAAAACAAGGGCCUUUCACAGGAGCCACAUGCGUUGCCUCUCCCAGCUACAAAGAGGAUUGCACUUCUUCAAACACCAGUCUGCCUGGAGCUGGGAACAGAGUACUCUGUGGAUGUGUAUUUUUCUCAGCCCUCUGCCUCUGACCCAAAGGCGAAAUCUUUCAUCUUGAUUGAUUCACUUGGACUUAUUCCCAGAAUCGGCUCCUUGGAGAACUUAUGCAGCAAAAAGGAUUUAGAUGAGUACCAGAAGUAUCACUGUGUUGAAAUUGCCUCAGAAGUUGGACCUCACGUCCUGCCCGAAGCGUGUGCCUGGCUCAUAGUGAGCAUGUCAGCCCGUAUUCACAACGGCGCCGUCGCAUGUAAGUGCAACCCCCAAGGGUCGCUGGAUACCAGCUGCAGUAAACUGGGGGGCCAGUGUCAGUGCAAAGCCAACUGCCACCCGCAAGGCUCGCUGAGCACACUGUGUGACCAGGUGACGGGGCAGUGCUCCUGCCGCCGGGAGGUGGAUGGUCAGCGCUGCAGCCGAUGUCUGGCUGGGUAUUUUGGAUUUCCUCACUGCCGCCCUUGCCCGUGUAACGGCUAUGCAGACCUUUGCGACCCAGUGACUGGAGCAUGCCUGAACUGCCGCGGGUUUGCGUCUGGAAGCCACUGUGAAAGGUGCAUGGAUGGCUAUUAUGGAAACCCUCUGCACGGAGAACCCUGCCGCCCAUGCAUGUGCCCUGGGGCGCCUACAAGUAAUAGGUAUUUUGCACGUUCCUGUUACCAGGAUUCCCAGUCUGCACAACUAGUCUGCAAUUGUCUCGAGGGAUAUUCAGGCAGUCGGUGCGACGAGUGUCCUAGUGGGUUCUACAAAAACCCAGGCAGCCCUGGACUUGACUGUGCGCCAUGCCCCUGCAAUGACAACAUUGAUGUGACAGACCCAGAAUCCUGUAACCACGUCACUGGGGAAUGCACCAAGUGUUUACACAACACCCACGGAGCAAACUGCCAGUUCUGCAAACCAGGGUAUUUUGGCUCAGCCCUUGAUCGAAACUGUCAAAGGUGCACGUGCAAUCUGGUGGGUGUUCACCCUGCCAUAUGCCCAGGGGAGAACACAACCUGUCUGUGUGACUCAGUUACAGGAGCUUGCCCUUGCCUACCCAACGUGGUGGGCCUGACAUGCCACCAGUGUGCCUCUGGCUACUGGGACCUGGCUAGCGGAAAAGGAUGUCGGAUCUGUGACUGUGAUCCAAAAAAUUCCCAAAGCAACCAGUGCAACCAGCUUACAGGCCAGUGUCCAUGUAAGCUAGGUUACAGCGGAAGACGUUGUGAUGAAUGUGAGGAAAAUUACUUUGGCGACCCCCAGACACAUUGCAUUUCGUGCGAGUGUAACCCGGAGGGAACUGGCCAGCCCAAGUGUGACAAAGCCACCGGCGCAUGUAACUGCCGCACGGGAGUCACUGGCCGGUCCUGCAACCAGUGCAGCCGCGGCUUUGAGAAAGACUUUCCCUCUUGCCAUCAGUGUCAUCUUUGUUUUGAUCAGUGGGACACCGCCAUUACUGCCCUCGGUCAGACUGUUCAGGGGUUAAUGAGGUUUGCUGCAAAUCUCGGAGAUAAAGGAGGACGAAUGCCCAGCUGUGACAUGCGCAUCAAAGCUUUCGAAGAUGCCAUUUCUGAAAUUGAAAGAAUUUUGAGACAUCCUGUUCUUUCACUGGAGGCCCUCUCAGGCAUCAAGGAUUUUCAGGCCUACAUUCAACAAGAAGUCGCACAAAUGGAUCCCCUUCGCAGAACGCUGUAUGAGUUUCCUGAUCUUAACAAGAACAUAGAAGACUUCGGAAAAGAAGCUGACCUAGUGUAUGAACUUCUACAACAGAAAAUACAUCUGCAUCGCAGUUCUCAUUACUCGAACCUCAAAGAGGCCAUCAGCAACAUUAGGAAACACUUUGAAAUAUCGUUGGUGGCAGAACAGAAGACCAGUGGGACAACCCCUGUCAUAAGACACUCAGAGCACACCAGGAGCCGUACACUGACUGUGUUGGGACAUCAGGCCUUGAAAGAAACCAAUGUGCUGGAGAAGCUCAAGAUGAUCAAGAGCCCCGACAUCCACAACUUGAACGAAAAGAUCUGUGGGGUGCCAGGAAGCCAGCCCUGUGUCACAGCAGCCUGCGGGGGAGCUUUGUGCCAGGACAGUCAUGGAUGCAGGCAGUGUGGUGGCCCAAACUGCAGUGGAGCUCUUCCUCUCUCCACUGAUGCCUUCAAGAAAGCUGAGGAGACUGCUGAGUUGCUAAGUAACCUGACUACUCAGCUACAAGAACCUGAGAAUCAGGUUGGAAGCAUCAGGCAAAUGGCAGAAGACGGCAAGUUGAAAGGCUCACAAUUUAAUGGGCAACUGGAGAGAGCUAGGACCCAAAUUGAAGUUGACCGAGAGAUCACUAAGGAGUUCAUCCAGAAGGUGAAAGCCUUCUUGUUAGAUGAGAGCGCGCCUCCAGAAGACAUUGAGAAGGUUGCAAGUUACGUUCUUCAAAUCAGCCUUCCCCUGACUCCACGAGAGCUCACGGGCAUGCUUGGCAAAAUCAGGAGCGUCAUGAACACCUGUGAGAAGUACAGACUGAAUGCGAGUAAGAGAAACAGAAAGAGGGAAGAAGCCGGGAUGCUGCUGGUGGAGGCACAAGAAGCCGACAAAGCAGCUAAAGCUCUUCUGCCUGUGGAUGAAAUUAAUAAUAAACUAAAAAAUGCUGUGAAAUCCCAAGGACGCUCCAAAAACACUUUCAUAAAGUUACAGGAAGAGAUAAGAGGCAUCAGAACACAAAUCUCACAGGCUGAGAACCAAGAGAACAAGACAAACGAUGAACUAAAAGACUUGUCAGCAAAACAGUCUGAGGUGGAAGAUGAAAUUGCCACAUUGCAGGCAAAAAUGCUGAUGAACAAGAAUGAAGCUACAAAGGCAAGAGCAGGGGCAGAAGCUGCACACAAGCAAGCCCAGAAUAUUGAUAACGAAUUUGCUGACAUUAAAAGAAAGUACACCAUCCUUCAAGAAAAGCUAAAAGCCCGAGGACCUCCAAAAGUAACACUAGAAAAAGUGAAGCAGCUGAAAGAAGAAGCAGAAAAACUGGCUGAAGAGACUGAAAAAAAAUUUAAAAGAAUAACAGAUUUGGAGAAGAAGCUUCAGGACCUGAAUCAAACCAAACAGGACAAGGCAGAGCAACUGAGACAACUAGAGGAACAAGUGAUAGCCAUUAAAAAUGAAAUAAUGGAGCAGGAAAGCAAGUAUGCAACAUGCAAAAGUUAG
Molecule: messenger RNA, 5220 nt
Organism: Eurypyga helias (sunbittern)
Lineage: Eukaryota; Metazoa; Chordata; Aves; Eurypygiformes; Eurypygidae
Gene: LAMB4
Product: laminin, beta 4
Exons: 33
Coding region: 1-5220 (1739 amino acids)
Biological process (GO): axon guidance
Cellular component (GO): basement membrane
Molecular function (GO): extracellular matrix structural constituent
Source: RefSeq, a predicted model, not a curated record